AACCGAAGAAGAAAGAAGGAAAAAUGGGCAAAGCCACAACAGAAGCUGCAGCCGCCGCAGCAACAGUAGACGCCGCCGGAGAAGACAAAAUGAAGAGGAAAAAGAAGAAAGGGCGGCCCUCUCUCUCGGAUCUCCGGAACAGGCACGAUCCGAAGCCCGUUUCCACCCGCCGAUCGGCCCGCCGGAACCCUAAUUUGCGUUCCUCAUCUCCCCCGCCGGACUCCGACGAGGAUGAGGACGAAAGGAAGGAGAAGAAAGUGAAGCUCGUCGGCCGCUUGCCCCACUCCAGGAACCAGCCACAGCAUUUCGAGAAUUCGCCCCUGAAUUCGGAUUCCGGUUCGGACCCCGACCCGGACGACGCGACCCGAGAGGAGCCCGCUAAGAAUCUCAAGGUCGAAGCCGGGGACUGCAGAUCUGUACUUGCUGUCCCUGAUCAGGCAGAAAAGACUUUGAAAGCGAUGGACUCUCAACAUGGAUCACCAUUGGCCUCCGGCCCCACAAAACCUUUGCCAGACAAAAAGUUGUUGGUGUUCAUUCUUGACAGACUUCAAAAGAAGGACACUUACGGUGUGUUCUCUGAACCUGUGGAUCCAAACGAGCUACCUGAUUAUCAUGAGAUUAUAGAGCACCCCAUGGAUUUUGGGACUGUUAGAAAGAAGCUUGAUGGGCGACUUUAUUUGACCCUCGAGGAAUUAGAGGCUGAUGUGCUCUUGAUAUGUUCAAAUGCGAUGCAGUAUAAUGCACCAGACACUAUUUACUUCCGGCAGGCACGGUCUAUUCAAGAACUGGCAAAAAGAGACUUCGAAAAUUUGAGACAUCAGGGUGAGGAUGGUGAGCCUAAGGUUGUUCGUAGGGGUAGGCCCCCAAAUACUAAAAACACAAAAAAGUGUUCUGAGACGUCUCCCGUUGGCCGUGUGGGUCCCGAACAUUCAUCUGGGGCCACACUUGCCACCAUGGAUGAUAAUAAACCUGCUGGAUCUAACUCUUACAAUUUGAGAAAGGGACAGCCGGUUUACAGGUAUCGGUCUAAUGACUUGUCUUCGUAUCGACCACGAAAUGGCGAGAGUUAUGCAGAGCGGUCUACUGAUUGGAAUGAGGAGUUCCCAGCUUCCAUUUUGAGGGCUGAUAUGAAGUAUGGAAGCAAACACUUUGCAGUUGAUGAUAACAGGCGUGACACUUAUAAGCAAUCCAAUUCCUCAGCUUGUGGAAACGAACUAUCAUUAUUUGACAAUGCAUAUGGAAAUGUCAAGUGGCUAAUGGCUGUAGGGCUUCAGUUGGAACAGCAUGCUUAUGCAAGAAGCCUUGCUAGAUUUGCCGCAAAUGUGGGGCCCGUCGCCUGGAAUAUAGCUUCAAAGAAACUGCAGCACGUUCUCCCUCCCGGGGUCGAGUUUGGUCCCGGGUGGGUGGGUGAAGGCGGCGCUGCUCAGCCACACCCAUCGCACCUUUCAGCCGAGACUCAGAAUUCGCCAAACAGACCUCUAACACCGCCUUUCCCGGGCACAUCCUCCGAGGCCAUGAUCGAGGCGGUCAGAAGACUGAACUGUCUGAAUGAGAUGGCGGAGCAGCGCGGUGGGGCCCGCCCAAAGCCCGUGUUCCACCCGAACCGGAAUGGUAUGAAUGGCAUGUUCGGGUACGACCUUAACGUCCGAGUUCAGCCAGCGGGCCCCGGGUCGCCGAGUACUAGUAGUAUCCAAAUUGGUUCCCCAAAGCAGCCAGACUUGGCUUUACAACUAUAAUACAGAAACUAGGGACUUAAUAAUUAUGAUGCUAAGGUAGGUGAGUAGUGUAACAUGAAGCUGUAGUUACUUGGGAAAUCUUGUACAGAUUGCUAU
This is a messenger RNA of Cuscuta campestris, 1832 nucleotides long. NCBI's taxonomy places the organism in Eukaryota, Viridiplantae, Streptophyta, Magnoliopsida, Solanales, Convolvulaceae. The record is from the annotation of a GenBank genome assembly.